Messenger RNA from Exophiala spinifera, 1164 nucleotides. RefSeq lists its product as uncharacterized. Bases 1 to 1164 code for a protein of 387 amino acids. Gene Ontology annotation, biological process: transmembrane transport. The record is from RefSeq and is a predicted model, not a curated record. Lineage: Eukaryota; Fungi; Ascomycota; Eurotiomycetes; Chaetothyriales; Herpotrichiellaceae. The transcript is spliced from 2 exons. Gene Ontology annotation, cellular component: mitochondrial inner membrane.
AUGGAACCACUGUCCCAGACGACCUCGCCCACAGCCUCAAGAGCCACCGCGACAGCGGUGACACGGAAAGAUGGUCGCGCUCCCGGGGAACCCAAGUAUUUGGACAAGAGGAGUCUAGAUUAUGUCUUGCGCAGUGGGUUCGCAGGUGGUCUGGCCGGAUGCGCUGCCAAAACAGUCGUCGGACCUCUCGAUCGAGUCAAGAUCCUCUUCCAAGCCUCGAACCCGCAAUUUGCCAAAUACACCGGUAGCUGGACGGGGGUGUUUGUGGCGAUGCGCGACAUCAACAACUCGGAGGGCAUCCGUGGGUUGUAUCGGGGUCACUCGGCCACGCUGUUGCGAAUAUUUCCGUACGCGGGGAUCAAGUUCCUGGCCUACGAACAAAUACGGGCUUUUCUCAUCCACAAUAAGGACCAAGAGACACCGGUCCGGCGGUUUUUGUCGGGUUCCCUGGCGGGCCUCACCUCGGUUUUCUUCACGUACCCUCUCGAGGUGGUGCGCGUGCGACUCGCCUUCGAAACGAAACGGGAUUCGCGGUCUUCCUUGACCAGAAUAUGCCAACAGAUAUACCACGAGCAACCGCCUCAGCCGCAGUCGCUGACGGGACACAGCGCCAGCCAUCCCCAUAACCCGGUGGCGGCGGCGGCGGCCGACCUCACUCACCGAGCGGCACCAAGGUCUGGACUGGUCAAUUUCUAUCGUGGGUUUUCUCCGACAAUGCUCGGCAUGCUGCCUUAUGCAGGAGUGUCCUUUUUGACCCACGACACCAUUGGUGAUUUGUUUCGACAUCCGACCCUGGCUCCGUACACCGUCAUACGGUCCACGUCGUUGGCGCCCGCUCCGCCGGAUGGAGCGUCGGACGGCACGAGAGCCUACCAGCGGAGUCAGUUGACGGCGCCCGCAGAGUUGACCUCGGGCGCUCUGGCGGGGUUGGUGUCUCAAACGGCGUCUUACCCGCUGGAGGUGAUCCGACGGAGAAUGCAAGUCGGUGGCGCUGUCGGUGAUGGGCAUAGGUUGUCCAUAUUAGAGACGGCUCGGAGGAUAUUCCUUGAAAGAGGAUGGAGAGGGUUCUUUGUCGGCUUGUCCAUCGGUUAUAUCAAGGUUAUCCCGCUGGGUGCGACCAGCUUUUAUGUUUAUGAGCGUGCCAAGUGGUAUUUGGGGAUUUGA